Molecule: messenger RNA, 570 nt
Organism: Fusarium sp. VM40
Lineage: Eukaryota; Fungi; Ascomycota; Sordariomycetes; Hypocreales; Nectriaceae
Source: the annotation of a GenBank genome assembly
AUGCCUCCAUCCAAGACCCAACAAGACACUCCUACUGCCCACAAGAGCGCUGACCUCUUGGAGCAUUCCAAGGACGAGUCGGUCCUUACUGACAAGGAUCGCAAGGAACUUGCCUUCACGGACAAGCACAGCUCCCCAGAUGUUUACAUUAGUUACAAAAACGACACCCUGUGGCAUCCUUGGACAGGCACGUUGGAGCUGAAGCCUCUCCGGUACGAGACCAGGUCUGGCAGCUUCGUGGUGUCCCUGCGGACGCCAGUUGAUGCGUGGCUCAGAAAGCAUAGACAUCGAGGCACCGUCACGGCUGUCACGCUUGUAGGUAACUGGCGAUGUAAGAAGUACGACUGGGUCGCAGGGCCUGGUGACUACGUUGUCGAGAAUCCGGGUACGAUUUACACUCUGUUCAUGAGUGCUGGAUCUGAGGUGAUCUUUACCAUCACAGGCAGUCUUGAGUUCUUCAAUGAUGAUGACAGCUUGAGGGAGACGAUGGACAUUUUCAGUUUUGCGCACCUAUAUCACGGUCCUUGCGAAGAAAAGAGCAUUAAGCCUAAUGAGAAACUGUGGUAUUAG